Humulus lupulus (European hop) is the source of this 906-nucleotide messenger RNA. RefSeq lists its product as uncharacterized. The record is from RefSeq and is a predicted model, not a curated record. NCBI's taxonomy places the organism in Eukaryota, Viridiplantae, Streptophyta, Magnoliopsida, Rosales, Cannabaceae. The transcript has 3 exons. Bases 152 to 673 code for a protein of 173 amino acids.
ACACAUCCAUGUGUUAGAGAGAUAAAGAGAUUUUGGUGAGUUGUUAUGUGGGUGUAACAAUAAUCGAAACUUCCUCCUCCUCUUCUUCUUCUUCUUCAUAAACCUCUCUGGUUUGAGGAGAGUGAAGGAGUGAGAAAAACACUAGCCAAAAAUGGACAAAGCUCUGACAAAAGUUGGCAGCUUUUGGAUUUCCAAGAAGGCCAAGGAAGAGAUCUCCAAUAUUACUGAGGACCUCUCUUCAUUCUCCAGUACUGUUGAGGAAAAGGCAAGAUGGGUAUUCAACAAACUAAAAGGCAAACCACAAAAAGCCUUGGCUGACCUUCUCCGAGAGUACAACCUUCCUCCCGGCCUCUUUCCUCGGAACAUAACAUGUUAUGAGCUCGACGAAGUGAAGGGGAAGCUUAUCGUGUACUUGCCAUCGCCCUCUGAGGUGUACUUCAAGGACUCAUCUAUGAUAAGGUAUGCAACAAGGGUAAAGGCGACACUUUCAAGGGGAAAACUUGGUGGGAUAGAAGGAAUGAAGACAAAGGUAUUGGUUUGGGUUAAGGUGACUAGUGUUGGUGUUGAGAGCUACAAAUCUGAUAAAGUUUGGUUCACUGCUGGUGUGAAGAAGUCAAGGCCUAAAGAUGUCUAUGAGUUGCCUCGAGAGGCCAUUAAAGUUGAAGAGUUUUGAGCUGAGUUGAGAUCAUCUCUUUUACUUCUUACUUCAAAUUCUAUUGUGUAAACCCUAUGUGUAUGAACAUUACUUAUUAUUGGUUAUUCAUUGGUCACUAAAAGAAAAAUAAGUAUGACAAAUAUAUGAUUUUCUUUUGGUUGCUACAAUUAAUACUUGUAUGUAUUCCAUAUGGAUCAUAUUUGUUAUAAAAUAAACUGUCCACACCAAAUCAAAUUGUACUUUUCUGAUUG